AUGGCAUCAUCUCACAAACUCAUCAACAACAAUCCAGCGGGGGGCGCCAACGGGCACUGUGCGUUUGCUUCUGCUGAGAUCCCUCUUCCAGGCUCUCCCAGGACUCGAGACCGGACUCGAGGCGGACGGGUCAAUAACACAGGAUACGAUGUACAACCAUCGCCAGCAAGCCCACCACCACCUCCUACCGACCAGCCAAACCUGACCAUUUGCCGCUUCAUCGCCCAGACGCCCAGCCAAGACAAAGCCUGGGCGGCCUUGGCUGCAGAUACCAAGCACUACACCCAGCAUGUAUCCAGUCGCACCAGUCUUGCCUACCCUGCGGCCGCCGUUCAAUGA
Colletotrichum higginsianum IMI 349063 is the source of this 339-nucleotide messenger RNA. RefSeq lists its product as uncharacterized. Bases 1 to 339 code for a protein of 112 amino acids. The transcript has a single exon. NCBI's taxonomy places the organism in Eukaryota, Fungi, Ascomycota, Sordariomycetes, Glomerellales, Glomerellaceae. The record is from RefSeq and is a predicted model, not a curated record.